AUGGGGGACACUUCAAUGGAGAAAGAACAACUACAAAAGUUCUUCAAUCUAGAUUCCACUGGACUACCUUAUUCAAGGAUGCCCACAAUCAUGCCAAAAGUUAUGAUAAGUGUGGAAGCAUUUGCUUGUCCUUAUAAUGAUGCCAAUACAGUAAUCAAGUUUCUAAAAAGACAAAUUUUCUCCCGGUAUGGAGUACAUAGAGUACUCAUCAAUGAUGGAGGAUCCCAUUUCUGCAAUGCUCAGCUUGCAAAGGUUCUGAAGCAUUAUGAAGUGAAGCAUAAGGUGGCCUCCCCUUACCAACCACAAACCAAUGGGCAAGCUGAAGUGUCUAACCGAGAUAUAAAAAGGAUUCUUGAGAAGACGGUUGCUUCUUUAAGAAAGGAUUGGUCUCAAAAACUAGAUGAUGCCCUUUGGGUAUACAAGACUGCAAUGAAGACUCUAGUAGCAAUGUCUGUUUUCCAGCUAGCCUAUGGGAAGAGAAAGAGGCAACUGCUUAAGCUUGAAGAUAUGUGCUUGCAUGCCUAUGACGCUUCCAAGAGUUACAAGGAGAAAUUCAAAUUCUACCAUGAUAGGAAGUUGGUGAAGAAGAUCUUACAUCUAGGCCAACAGGUGUUAAUGUUCAACUCUCGCCUCAAGCUCUUCCCUGGGAAUUUGAAGUAUAAAUGGUCUGGGUCGUUCACAAUUAAGGAUGUCAAACAACAUGGAGCAAUUGGGUUGAUGGAUUCGUCCUCAGAUGACCCACAAAGAAGUUGGAUGGUUAAUGGGCAACGACUCAAGCAUUACUUCGGUGGUGAGGUUGAGCGCCUCACCACAAUCAUUCAAUUGGUUGACCCUUAA
Molecule: messenger RNA, 837 nt
Organism: Vigna umbellata (rice bean)
Lineage: Eukaryota; Viridiplantae; Streptophyta; Magnoliopsida; Fabales; Fabaceae
Source: RefSeq, a predicted model, not a curated record